Messenger RNA from Nomia melanderi (Alkali bee), 2073 nucleotides. RefSeq names its product N-acetylgalactosamine kinase (gene Galk). The record is from RefSeq and is a predicted model, not a curated record. NCBI's taxonomy places the organism in Eukaryota, Metazoa, Arthropoda, Insecta, Hymenoptera, Halictidae. Gene Ontology annotation, molecular function: galactokinase activity; ATP binding. Gene Ontology annotation, biological process: galactose metabolic process; carbohydrate phosphorylation. Gene Ontology annotation, cellular component: cytoplasm; cytosol.
GAACAGGUUAACGUCACGUGUUGGUAGCGACAUCAGUGUUACCUGAUGGCACUUUGUACAAACGUCACAUUGAUGAGUCGCCUAAUCGCAAAGUUUUUUGUGGCCUGAUUGUUUGAGUUGAUCGAGCACAAUAACACAACCUGUCAGCAUACGGUAGACUAAAAGAACUGCGCAAAACGACAGGUGACUUCUGCCUAUCAACGCGUUGCUCGUUAGCGAGGAGUCCGUUUGAAAAAUGUCGCAAUGCGAGUAUGUAAAAGGCGACACGGAUCCGGAAUCGCUGGUUCCCAUUUUCCAGCCGGAUGCGAAGAUUCAAGAAAAGCUGAACAUCCUGGCUGCUCACUUCACCAAGAAAUACGAUGUUCAACCUUCGUUCAUCGUCAGAGUCCCAGGAAGGGUUAAUUUAAUCGGCGAGCACAUCGAUUAUUGCGGGUACGCCGUUUGUCCGAUGGCCAUCGAGCAACACAUCCUCGUAGCCGUUUCCGUCUCGUCGACCAGCGAAAUCCGCCUGACCAAUCUGAACCCGAAAUACAAGGAUUUCCAGUGCGACAUCAAAGACCUAAGUGGUUGCAUCGAGGAUGCCGGCGAGGGACCGGUCUGGUACAAGUAUUUCCUCUGCGGCGUGAAAGGAGCCCUCGAGAUCAUCCUGGAGAAGGGCAACGUCCCCUCGGGAAUCCUAGCUACCGUUUGGGGAAACAUUCCUCCUAAUUCAGGGCUCUCGAGCUCGAGCGCACUCGUCUCCGCCGCUCUUCUUCUGACCGUGCACGCCCAUCAGCGCCAAUUGUCGAAAACUGUUCUGGCUGACAUCAGUGCGAGCGCUGAAAGGUACAUAGGCACGCAGGGCGGCGGAAUGGAUCAAGCUAUCGCGUUCCUUGGGAAAUCUGGUUCCGCGAUGCUGAUCGAAUUUAACCCGGUGCGCGGUACGAAUAUCACUCUACCGGAAACCGCGGUGUUCGUAAUAGCGCACAGCCAGGCCUGUCACAACAAGGCCGCCAGUUCCGAUUUCAAUUUAAGGGUUGCGGAGUGCCGACUAGCUGCCCAGAUAAUAGCAAAGAAACGAGACAAGAACUGGGAGAGCGUGCGGAAAUUAGUCGACGUACAAAAAGCACUCGGCCUCACCGUCGCCGAAAUGGUUCCUGUGGUAACCGCUGACCUUCGCGCGGAACCAUAUACCUUAAACGAGGUCUGCGAGAUUUUGGGUACGACGAUCGAGAGACUGAAGGAGGUCUCUUCGGUGGGAGCCUUCAGCGAAUCGCAGCGCUUCGAACUGAGGCAACGCGCCUCGCAUGUGUAUCAAGAAGCGGACAGAGUGGUGAAAUUCCGGCGCGUGAGCGAGGACAACGGCAUCGCGGAAGAGGAGAAGCUGCGACAGAUGGGCAGCCUGAUGUCUCAGAGCCACGCCAGCCUGCAAAAACUCUACGAAUGCAGUCAUCCCGAAGUCGAUGCACUCGUCGAGAAAGCCGUCAACUGCGGUGCACUCGGCGCUAGAAUGACAGGAGCCGGGUGGGGCGGGUGUAUAGUGGCCAUCACGACCAAGGACAAGGUUUUCCAAUUUCUGGACGCGUUGAAGAAGGAGCUCGCACUGGAUGGGAUAAAGGAUGGAUUCAAGCUGGACGAUCUGGUCUUCCCAACGGAACCGAACCAGGGAGCAGUGAUUUAUACGAUCUAGUUUCCAUGUCCAUCCGUCGACUCGUUUUCUCUUCUUUCAAAUCCUUUUCCCCCGCCGCCUUUAUUCUCGCGUGCAACUCAGGAAAUAGAAAAUAUCGCUAAUCUUUAUACGAUGCCUACUAAUCGACAACGAUUAGACUGCGGAUCUUUCAUGGGAAUUCAGUGCUGUCGAGGAAACUAGGUAGAACUGAAUUGCUUCGAAAACUGUAUCCUGUUGAUUCGCGCCAGUGGGACCAGUGGUAACGCAUUCCAAACUUCGCGGUUUACAGUCAACGCGGAUAACGAAACUUGCUUAACACGUAUGUUAUAACAGGAAAACAACAGAAAUAUUUUGUCAGUUUAUAAAACGGUCAUCGAAAAUACACAGAGAUGCGCAAAGCAAUGUUUAGCAGGAAUCGAGUGGUA